Molecule: messenger RNA, 1624 nt
Organism: Populus trichocarpa (black cottonwood)
Lineage: Eukaryota; Viridiplantae; Streptophyta; Magnoliopsida; Malpighiales; Salicaceae
Product: telomere repeat-binding factor 1
Exons: 7
Coding region: 350-1261 (303 amino acids)
Biological process (GO): nucleosome assembly
Cellular component (GO): nucleosome
Molecular function (GO): double-stranded telomeric DNA binding
Source: RefSeq, a predicted model, not a curated record
AUUUUUUCAAUACCUUCUCCCUGUUUUUGGAAUUCGAUUUCCAUUUUUAUUUUUUUGAUGCUAUUAAGUGGCGAUUUUCAAUAAGAAUUGAGAAUCUAGGUCUUUUUUGGGGAAUUAUAUUUUUUCUAGAAUUCGAUGAUUUGUGUUCGGUAUUGUUGUGGGCAAGUGAAAUUGAGUGAAGAAUGAGCCUAGAAGAACCUGAUUUGUGGGUGGACAUGGAAACUUGAUAUUGAUUUUAUGUAUAUAUAAUUUUUCGAUCAGAUCAAUGGAUGCGACUUUUUUCAAUUAGUUUAAGAUAGGGAUAGAACCGAAAGGGUUUGUUUGGGGAGUUUAUUUAUUGAUAAGCUUGAUGGGUGCACCCAAACAGAAAUGGACGGCAGAAGAAGAAGCAGCGCUAAAAGCUGGAGUGAUUAAGCAUGGAGCUGGAAAAUGGCGCACGAUACUUAAAGAUCCGGAAUUUAGUGGUGUCUUGUAUCUGCGUUCGAAUGUGGACCUUAAGGACAAAUGGAGAAACAUGAGUGUAAUGGUAAAUGGGUAUGGCUCGAGAGAGAAGCCUAAGUUAGCACCUAAAAGGGUGCACCAUGUCCAUAGACAGGAUGAGAACCUUAUGUCUGUUGGCACUGUUCAAAGCGAUGAAGAUAUUCCAGAUGCCAAGGCUCUUCCAGUUAGCAGUGCUGCAUUGCCGGUUGUUAAUCCGAAGAGAACUACUGUAAGGCUGGAUAAUCUUAUAAUGGAGGCAAUAACUAGCUUGAAGGAGCCUGGAGGUUCACAUAAGACCGCAAUUGCUUCAUACAUAGAGGAACAAUAUUGGCCACCAAAUGACUUUAAGAGGAUAUUAUCAGCUAAAUUGAAGUAUCUGGCAGCAAAUGGUAAACUGAUUAAGCUGCUUUCUCUUUUGCAGGUUAAACGGAAGUAUAGAAUUGCACCUACUUCAGCAUUUGCUGAGAGAAGGGUUUCUCCCUUAUUCUUUGAAGGAAGACAGAGGAUCUCUCCCAAAAUUGAAAGGGAUGAUUUCAAUAUACUUACAAUGUCUCAGAUUGAUUUGGAUCUGGGGAAGAUGAGGACUAUGACCGCAGAACAGGCUGCUGAGGUAGCGGCUCGAGCGGUUGCGGAGGCAGAAGCUGCUAUAGCAGUAGCUGAAGAGGCGGCAAGGGAGGCGGAGACAGCAGAAGCUGAUGCAGAGGCAGCACAAGCAUUUGCGGAAGCAGCUAUGAAGACACUGAAAGGAAGGACCGCCCCUAAGGUGACGGUUCGAGCUUGAUGGAAAAUCUCGAAAAGGUCACUAAGGAGUUUGAUUGAUGCUGAGACACACACAAGUUUGCUGACAUUGUUUUCUGUAAAUAUUGGAAGACCCAUUUGGAUGAUCUAUGCUGGAUCCUGGUGGUUUGUUAGAUUGCAUAGGCAGCUCAUUCUUGUAGACAGUUUUGGAUCAGAACAUGUCAAUUUCAUUUCCUCAAGUUUCUGCUUUGUUGUCAAUAUUUGUUACCCGUAGGGUGGUUGAAAAAUGCAAUAACAGGAUUAUUUACAAUGUUUAUUUCUGUAUCUUAGUCCUUUCCAUGCUUGUAUUAAAUUGAUCACUGAUGUGUUUAAAUAGUGCAGUAGCUUUGGGGCAUUGUGUUUUGAA